Molecule: messenger RNA, 1736 nt
Organism: Zea mays
Lineage: Eukaryota; Viridiplantae; Streptophyta; Magnoliopsida; Poales; Poaceae
Exons: 6
Coding region: 141-1238 (365 amino acids)
Biological process (GO): protein polyubiquitination
Molecular function (GO): metal ion binding; ubiquitin protein ligase activity
Source: RefSeq, marked provisional
GGACGAAGCUACGCGCUGCACCGACCGACCAAACCCUAGGCGUUCGGCGGGCGUCACCACGGCGGCGAAGAAAGGGUGCCUCGCGUCGCCUUGGUGUCCCCGAAGUCGUCGACGGUGCAGCUCGAUCCGCCUCGUCGAGCAUGUCGAGGAGGGUCCCUUGCAAAUUCUUCUUGCAUGGAGCUUGCUUCAAAGGAGAUUACUGUGAAUUCUCCCAUGACUGCAAUGAUCAACCAGAUAAUGUUUGCACUUUCUACCAGAAAGGGACGUGCACCUUUGGUAGCCGUUGCAGAAAUGAACAUGUUGAAGUUCAUUGUAACUGCCCCCAACCAGCAACCACUGUAGCGCGUGCAUCCUCCAAUUCUUCUCAGCUAGUUGCUUCUUCCAGAGAUCCCCAUUGCAGCGAAUGCCAAACGGAUUUAUGUGACCAAACACAGCAGAUUUGCAAGUCAACAGCAGCACUUUCUGCACAUCAACCUGCAUGGGUUGUUGAUUAUCAUGACCAUGACACUCCAGAUGAUACUACAAGCUGGCCGUUGCACCAAGCUGUGCAAAAUCAAACAUCACAAUAUCCUGUUCAUCUGCCAAUUUGCUCUUCUACUGCUGAUGGCACUUGUCCUUAUGGGAAAGGCUGUUCUCAGAUGCAUGGAGAUCUGUGUGCAUUCUGUGAAAGACAGUGCAUGAAUCCUUAUCAAUCUGAUGAAAGGGGGGUACAUGUCAAGCUAUGCAAGAAAAACAAUAGAGUUCUUGAGGCCAUGAGAAGAAGUGAAGACAUAGAAUGUGGUGUGUGCUUGGACCGUGUGCUUUCAAAACCUACGGCAGCAGAAAGGAGGUUUGGGCUGCUAUCUGACUGCGACCAUUCCUUCUGUAUCUCAUGCAUUAGGAAUUGGCGUAGCACCUCUCCUACGUCUGGCAUGGAUGUCAACUCUACACUCAGGGCUUGUCCAAUUUGCCGCAAAUUGUCAUACUAUGUAGUUCCUAGCAUUACUUGGUACUCCUCAAAGGAAGAAAAGCAAGAAAUUGUUGAAGGUUACAAGGCCAAGCUCAGGUCUAUUGAUUGUAAGCACUUUGACUUCGGAAAGGGCACUUGUCCAUUUGGAAGCAGCUGUUUUUACAAGCAUGCCUACGAUGAUGGCCGUUUGGAAGACGCUUUAUUGAAUCAUCAUGAUGCCGACGAUGCAAGCGCAGCGAUUGCCAAACUUAUGAGGUUGUCGUACUUACUGACUCGGCUGCAUGUGUAAGGAAACUCAAACGUAUCUUUGAGCAAACAUUGCUGAGUUCGAUUGGAGUUCGUUGACCGAGCAGGCAACCUUGGAUUUCGCUUUGUAAUGGAUAUUAUAAAAAACAUCCAAAAAAAAGAGGGCAGUCAUUUCUGAAUUUUAUCUUUUCGCUGAAUGUUCAAAUCAUCAGAAGGAAGCAGUCCCAAUCGUGCCACUUCCACUUGGAAGCUAGCAUUUUCUAUCCGGGUUGGUACCUGAUUGGUGGUUGUGACCAAACUUAACUAUACCCAAUACUGGUGAUCCUCGUUUGUUGCAGCAUCUCUAGCAUUUCGUUUUUCCAGCCCCGAGAAAUGCUCUAUUGCUCUGUAAUUGAAGAGUGGAGAAAUGUUAAUCUCGAUCUUUAGUGCUGCUCGCCUGCUAUGGCGCGUGGAACUAAGUUCAGUUAAACCCAGCUAUGGGUAUUCUUUACCACGAAGGCCUUAUUCGGUUAUUCCCAAUACAGCCUUAUUCGGUUAUUCC